This is a messenger RNA of Caenorhabditis remanei, 333 nucleotides long. RefSeq lists its product as uncharacterized. The transcript has a single exon. The coding region runs from base 1 to 333 and encodes 110 amino acids. The record is from RefSeq and is a predicted model, not a curated record. NCBI's taxonomy places the organism in Eukaryota, Metazoa, Nematoda, Chromadorea, Rhabditida, Rhabditidae.
AUGACAAUUGUUACUCUGUUACUUUUGUUAUUAAUACCUAUUACUUGGGAAUGUGCACCUACCGUACAUGUGUCUAACCCUAUUGUGUCUUCUACCUAUUCUCCGGAUUCGUCACCAGAUCCGCCGACAACUACGACCCAGACGGCUUCAACAACCCCAGCUCCCAACACAACAACGAUUUGGAGUACGAGUACUGCCUUGAGUACAACAGUCUUCGAUAGUACAACAACAUUCGAAAUCACAAGUACUGCUGCGAAUACAACCACGACACUACCUACCACAACAACCACAUUAAUCACGACUACAGUAAGACGUGAGUUUUUUGAGGUUUGA